Molecule: messenger RNA, 3231 nt
Organism: Ogataea polymorpha
Lineage: Eukaryota; Fungi; Ascomycota; Pichiomycetes; Pichiales; Pichiaceae
Exons: 1
Coding region: 54-1847 (597 amino acids)
Biological process (GO): xenobiotic detoxification by transmembrane export across the plasma membrane
Cellular component (GO): membrane
Molecular function (GO): xenobiotic transmembrane transporter activity; antiporter activity
Source: RefSeq, a predicted model, not a curated record
GCCGAAAUACAGGUCUGUUCUCGCGAACGCUGGGCACGCUGCCCAAGUCGAUCAUGAACUCGAACAACACCGCCAUCAACUCGAAGCGACGCAAGAUCCCGCUGAUGUUUGUUCCGCCCAGCACAAAGUCACCUCUCUUUGUCUACAACAACGAUGUCGACCAGCGAUCGUUUCUGAGUCUGGGAACAGGGUCACAGCUAGUAUCCGAGCACCAUUCGGCUGUUAUCGGCGAUACAGAGUCUGUCAUGAGCUCAAGGUCUUUGCCUUCUACGCUGGAGUACACUGAUGACGAACUGGACUCUGUGCACCAAUGGCUGGAGGAAGAGCGCCAAAGACGGAGCAUGACGGACCCGGGAUCUCCGUUUCCGAACUAUGGGGCCGCCAACGACACCGACGAGCUCAUGUCACAGGCUGACCGACUGUUUAAAGACCACGAGAGCGAUGUCUCGUAUACGGACGACAUGGGGCUGAAAGACGAGUCUGACGAGGACUUUGCGCACGAACGCGCCACCGUGGCAUCUGAGUCGCGCAAACUCGCACAGUACUCGUUUCCGCUGAUCCUGACGUUUGUUUUGGAGCAGAUAUUUUCACUUGUGUCGGUGAUAUUUGUUGGGCACCUGGGAAAACAGGAGCUAGCAGCAGUCAGCAUGGCUUCCAUGACGAGCACGAUUGUUCUUGCAAUUUACGAGGGAAUAGCGACGUCGCUGGAUACGCUGUGCCCGCAGGCGUACGGAGCCGGCCAGUACGCAAAGGUCGGCGUCCAUACGCAAAGAUGCAGCCUGUUUUCUCUGGUUCUGUACAUUCCGGCCGCUUUAUUUUGGUGGUACAGCGGCUCGGUGCUCGGCAAGUUUAUUGAUGACGCAGAGGUGGUGAAGCUUUCGCAGCAGUUUCUGCGAAUUCUGAUUUUGGGGGGUCCUGCGUACAUCCUUUUUGAGAACGGGAAACGGUUUCUACAGGCCCAGGAGAUCUUCGAGGCCGGAACUCUGAUCCUAUUCAUCACGUCGCCCAUCAACAUUCUGGUCAACUGGCUGCUGAUUUACUACCUUGGCUUUGGCUACAUUGGCGCCCCGAUCGCGGCCGUUAUCAACUUCUGGCUCAUGUUCAUUCUCCUCGUGCUCUAUGUGAUGUUCAUCGACGGAGAGGAGUGCUGGGACGGGUUUUCCAAGGACGCCUUGUCGCAUUGGUAUGAUCUGUCCCUGCUGGCUGUUCCGGGCACAAUCACGCUUCUUGCCGAGUCUCUGGCGUACGAGGUUCUCACGCUGCUGGCCUCGUACUUCGGGACAGAUGCGCUGGCCACGCAAUCGGCUCUUUCCAGCCUGGUUUCGCUGCUGUACAUGGUUCCCUUUGCGUUGUCGGUGGCUUCGUCAACCAGGCUGGCCAAUUUCGUCGGCGCAGGCAAUAUUGAUGCGGCCAGAAUAGCCACUCGCGUGGGGCUGUGUGCGUCGGUUGCUUGUGCCUCGCUGAGUUCCUGUUUUAUUCUGUUUGGACAAAAAUUUAUUGCACGUCUAUUUACUGAGGACCCGCAGGUUAUCAAGAUGAUUACGGGUCUAUGUCCGCUGGUGUCCGUGUUUGUGCUGUUCGACGGCCUCGCGUGCGUCGCCAAUGGACUGCUGAGGGCAUUGGCACUCCAGGCGAUCGGUGGAGUGCUCAGCCUGCUUGGCUACUACGUGGUGGCAGUUCCGCUCGCGUUUGUGCUGGCAUUCCAACGCGACAUGGAACUGGUCGGUCUGUGGAUUGGCAACGGCACAGGGCUGUUGCUGAUUGGCCUGGUGGAGCUGUUUGUGAUCUAUCGCGUUGACUGGGCCAAGAUCGUGGAGGUGGCGAGAAAACGCAACCAGGAUAAAUGAAUAUUAAUCAAUAGCUUUAUUUGUCUACACCACUCCUCUGUUCACUCUGAUUUCUCUCUUGUGGCCCUGGCCAAACACCGUCACCUUGUUUUCCGCCUCCAGGCGGCGUAGAACCUCGCUCAGAUCGAGAUUCUCGACUUUGGCCGAGGAUUGCUCGUUGAUCCUGUGCAACAGCACAUCGUACGCGAGCGAGCCGUUUGCGUCCAGCAGAUUGAACACCUGCUUGGAAAGGUCCUCCUUCAUCUUGCGCUCGGCCGACGUCUGUCCCGUGUUGACUAGGUCCAUGUCAAUGCGGCCCGUAAGCGGAUCGGUAGCAUAGUCCUUGAUCGCAGACUUGGUGAGUCUGACGGCCUCGUCGACGUCCUCGAGCUCCACGACGGGCGACAGCCGCAUUUUGGCGUGCGCCUCAGACAGCCUAAUCAUCGACUCCAGCUGUCUUGUGGUGGCUGUGAUCCGCUUCUCAGCAGAUCUCACGUCCUCGCCCAGCUUUCUCAUCUCGACGUAAGAUUUCACCAGCUGGUUCUUGGCCUCCUCAGUUAAAACAGGCGACACGUUUUCCUUGGCGUACUGAAUGUAGGAGCUCAACAGCUCGAUCGGCAAUAUUUCGUUGCUGGUGGCAGUCUGGAUGUUGUCCUCCAGAAACAUGCCAGCGAUGUGCCGGGCUAGCUGUGUGUCGAUUUUCUCGUCCACCUUGUCCAAAAUUAGGUACACGAGGUCAAAACGUGAUAGGAGCGGUGGUGGCAGAUCGAUGUUUUUCGUCACGGGCAGGUUCGGGUUAUAUCUGGAUUCGAUCGGGUUGGCCGAGGCCAGAAUGGAGGUUCUGGCGUUGAGCGUCGUGAUAAUUCCGGCCUUGGCAAUCGAAAUAGUCUGCUGCUCCAUCACCUCGUGCAACACAGACCGCGUGGACUCCGACAUCUUGUCGAACUCGUCGAUGCAGCACACUCCGCCGUCUGAAAGAACCAGCGCUCCGCUCUCCAGAACAAGUUGCUUGGUCUCGAUGUCUCUGGUCACAUACGCCGUCAGACCAACCGCAGAUGAGCCCUUUCCAGACGUGUAGAUUCCUCGUGGAGCAAUCUUGUGUACAUACUGUAAAAUCUGCGAUUUCGACGUUGACGGGUCUCCACAGAGCAGGAUGUUGAUGUCGCCUCUGUACCUGCCGCCUUUGGCGAACUUUUUAUUUGUGCCGCCAAAUAGCUGCAGCAGAAUUCCCUUCUUAACGUCAGACAUCUCAAAGAUUGACGGUGCCAGCGACCUGGCCAGCAACUCGUAAACAUCGUCUCUCUUUGCAAUUUCCUUGAUUCUGGCGAUCUCGUCCUCUGACAGCUUGCGCACCUCGUCUACCUCCUGCUGCUCUUUCAGCUCAUUUUCCAGUGUCGACACGUCG